CCGGGGCCUGGCCCCUGCCAGCCCUGAAGGCACCCCAGCCCCAUCUCGGGAAAGCUGAGCCCCCCAAUUUCCAGGAUCCCUGUGGGGUGGGAGGUUUGUGCCCAGCCUGAUGCUGGGCCGACAGGGGACAUAGGAGGCCCAAGUGCCCGCGUCGCCUCGGGGAAGAGAAACAUAUUCCACCCCACAGGGAAAUGGAUGGGCGGACCAAGGAGCAGGGGGCCAAGAGUGGCAGGCCCGGAGGGCUCACUGGAGAAGGCAGCCUUUGAUGAGUGCCUGCAGGAGGGCCAGGGUCGGGGGCGGCAGAGGUCUGGCGAUGGAAAGGACCAGGACCAGCGCAAAGAUGUGCCCGUGGGCCAGGUGGGACGCCUGCUGGGUGCGGCUCCUCCCACCUGGGCUGGAGGCUGAACACCCUCGCCCACCUUGAGCCGGUGAAGCAGAGGUACAGGCCCGGCCCCGCCCUCGAGGGCCAUCCAGCCAACCCCACCCCCACCCCCCACUGAGCUCCAGCUCCCAUGAUCACUUGGCUGAGGUGCUUCCAGGACCCACCCAUGAGGCUGCCUCGUGGCCCCCAGGCCCUGCAGCUCGCGCAACAGUACGGGCCGGCGUUCACUGUCCAUCUGGGGCGCCAGAAGACGGUGGUGCUGACCGGCUACGAGGCGGUGAGGGAGGCCCUGCUGGGCACCGGACAGGAGCUGGCCGGCCGGCCCCCCAUCGUCAUCUUCCAGCUCAUCCAGGGAGGCGGCGGCAUCUUCUUCUCCUCCGGGGCGCGCUGGAGGGCCGCCCGCCGGCUCACCACACGCACCCUCCACGGCCUGGGCGUGGGGAGGGCGCCCGUGGCCGACAAGGUCCUGCAGGAGCCGAGGUGCCUCACGGCGCAGCUGCACAGCGACGGAGGGCUGGCCCCUGGCCACACCGCAUCAGCCCCAAACCACAAGCGAACUCUCCAGAACAGACAUACAGGCUGCGGUCUCAGCUCCCGGGUCUGCAGGGACUUUGACUGGAGACGUUCUUCCGUGAGUCCAGAACCCAACGGUGUUGCGCGGCCGCCGCCCACCUCGCAGGGCAAACCCGUGGUGGGGGAGAGCACACUGGGGGCAGGGGUCCUGGCUCGGGCGUCCAACUUCCCGAGGCCCCUCUGUCUCAGCUUCCUUCCCGCCGCGCGGGGGCGGCACAUCAGGGACACUCUGGCUGGUCACCGCAUCCUUACAGGACCGACGGGACACGCUCAACACCAGUUUACCCAAAGUGGACGCGAACCUCCUGGGGGCGCAGAAGCAGCUGAGUCCCCACAUCCCACAGGCGAGGCCAACAGGAAACACCUGCUUCUCGGCCAUAAACGCUACAGCUACUGGCUCCAUGACGGCGGCUUCCUCGGAGGGCCAGGGUGCCGGGGGCUGAGGCUUCGACAGGCCAGGGAGCUUGACCGCAACCCAGAAAGCCCCGCCAGCCCCCGCCAGCCCCAUCCUGAUCCCUCGCGGUGCCGUGACCGCUGGCCUGAUGGACGCCCGGGACGUCAACAACAGGUGGGGGAGCUCCACCCGCCCCCUCAGGGAGGUGCCCCUCAGCCCACGGCCGGACGCCGCGCCGGCGAGCCUCGUACCCGCGUGCGGCCACCAGGCUCAGACUCUCCCCACCAACUGGCCCCUGGGGCCAUCAGAGUGCCGCCUCUGACCGCACAGGGACCCCAGGAACCGCCCGGAUCCUGAGCUUGCUCCCGCACCACGUGACGCAUUGCCUCCCCUGCGCCUUCCGCGGGGGACGCCGCAGAGGACCGCACUGCACCCCCUACGGGAGCCCCCCAGUCGGCGUCCGAGGGCCUCUGUGCACGAGUGAGGGGAGCGCCUGGCUCUCCUGGGCCGCUUCCCAUUAACAGGAAACGAGGACCCGGUACCCACCACGUUUCCCUUUUUGAUUUGGCUGCCAGGAAACCCAGAGCUAUGUUCUUGAUCAGUCAACCCGGAUUCCUUAAAGAGAACAUGCCGCUUCCCUGUGCCCUGUGGACCUUCUUUUAUUGCACGUCUAUUUCUCAGUGUUUUUAAAAUGCCCCAAAGCUGAGGGACAGUCACGUUGGCACCGGGCGGCUGCAUCACCCACAGAUUAUCUGCAGAACCGCGAUGACUCGUCGUCACAGGGUGCUUUCCCGUCGGGGACCUCACCUCACCUGAGGGCCUCCAGGAGGGCUGGGCCUCCUCGCUCUGUCUCCAAGGGCUGCAAGGCCGAAGGAGGUGCCUGGCCAGUGGCUCCCACCCGGAACUGGACGUGUGUGCGUGUGUGCCCAGUGGGCGGGGGGCACGCCAGAUGCCCCUCAGGGAGCAGCACAGCAGCCCCUUUCAUGGGGGGGAGCAGACGAGACCUCGGCGUGGACAAGACUCGCCACGUGGGGUGGCGUGACCCUGAGUCUGGGGUCGGGGUCACAGGUGAGAAGAGGGAAAGGCCCCAAGUGGUCAGCGAGGGACCUGCCCGGGCCCUCGAGACGUGUGGCCCUCCUGGGCUCGGGUCACCCCUCCUCGGGCCACCACCCCCACCUCCGCCAUUCAGGCACUGAAUGGAACUGAACUGAACUGGGGACGCUCCUCUGAGGCGAGAUCCCCGAGGGCCACGGUCAGGGCCCAGCCGAGCCAGGAGUGGCCACAGGAAGUCCCGGGGCCUCAUUCUGGAAUAAAGGGCCCCCGUUACUCACGGGCGGUCAGCACGGAACUCACGACAGAGCUGCCCACGUGACGCAAUCUCUCGGACUCUGCUUUCCUACUGCCCCCUGGUUACGUGGCUCACAAACCUGCAACGGGAGCAGGACUCCGGGCUCGGCCCCGCUCUGCUUCACUCGGGGCACCUGGGGCGGCUCCUCCCCCAUCACGGCGGCCUCGAAGCCACGCGGGGCCCGUGCGUCUCCCAGGCGGGAAGCCGACCACGCCCGAGGGGCAGAGCAUCACAGGCUCGGUGGAGUUUCAAAACUGCACAAUCACCCGCCACCAC
This is a messenger RNA of Balaenoptera ricei (Rice's whale), 2973 nucleotides long. RefSeq names its product cytochrome P450 2W1. NCBI's taxonomy places the organism in Eukaryota, Metazoa, Chordata, Mammalia, Artiodactyla, Balaenopteridae. Gene Ontology annotation, molecular function: heme binding; oxidoreductase activity, acting on paired donors, with incorporation or reduction of molecular oxygen, reduced flavin or flavoprotein as one donor, and incorporation of one atom of oxygen; iron ion binding. Gene Ontology annotation, cellular component: cytoplasm; intracellular membrane-bounded organelle. Bases 513 to 1706 code for a protein of 397 amino acids. The record is from RefSeq and is a predicted model, not a curated record. The transcript is spliced from 4 exons. Gene Ontology annotation, biological process: xenobiotic metabolic process.